Molecule: messenger RNA, 5927 nt
Organism: Phycodurus eques (leafy seadragon)
Lineage: Eukaryota; Metazoa; Chordata; Actinopteri; Syngnathiformes; Syngnathidae
Gene: pex1
Product: peroxisomal biogenesis factor 1
Exons: 23
Coding region: 79-3849 (1256 amino acids)
Biological process (GO): protein import into peroxisome matrix
Cellular component (GO): peroxisomal membrane; peroxisome; cytosol
Molecular function (GO): ATP binding; ATP hydrolysis activity
Source: RefSeq, a predicted model, not a curated record
UCGCUGUCAAGAGUUGGUCGCACAUUUUAGCCGAGCAAGUUCGUCACGUUGAAAUUGAGAAUUCACGUGUGCCGCAACAUGUCGAGCGGCAUUCAACCGGUGACGGUUGUGUUUAGCAACGCGAAAAACUGCUUCCUGCAUCUGCCCGCCAAGUUAAUUUCCCAUUUGUCGCUGAGCGAGAUUCAGGCCUUGGAGUUGUCCGGCAGCCACGACGGCCCUUCGGCGUUCCUCAGCUGGACUUUGAGCCGCGGCUCGACCGGCUUCGACGGCCGCCGCGUGGAGCUGUGCGGGCGCCUCGCGGAGAAGCUGGGCCUGCGGGACGGCCAGGAGGGCUUCUUGAGGCCGUGUCGGCAGGUGUCGUCGGCGCGGCGAGCGUUCGUGGAGCCGCUGUCGGCCGAUGACUGGGAGAUCUUGGAGCUCCACAGCGACGCGCUCGAGCAGCGGCUUUUGGAUCAGAUCAGAGUGGUCUUCCCGGAUGCCGUUUUCCCCGUGUGGGUGGACGAUCGUACAGUCAUCUACAUCCGCAUAGCGUCCUUGUCGCCUUCGGCGCCUUACGGUCGCCUGGAGCCCUUCACCGAGCUCGUCGUGACUCCCAAGAAGCACGCCGGCCGCCCCGAGCGGCGGCCUCAGCCCCGUUCGGACCCGCCGUCUACACCUGGACCGCGCUCGAAAACCGCUCCCCCUGCGAGUGAGCGGCGGGCCGGCUUAGCGGACCUCCGAAAUCUGUUUAGCUACGUGACGGGAGGCGCGCGCGACGAAGCCAAGGAGCCCCCGUCAGUACCGGACGUCCCCGCCUUGCUCGCGGACGCCCUCUACCGAGUAUGCGGCGCGCCGCCGCCGCCCCUCGCCGCCGCCGGCACGGCGGGGCAGGCGGCGGCGGAGGCGGAGGCGCUUCACGUCUUCCCGUUGAGCCGCACGUGGGACGAAGACGUCGGCGGAGGUCAGCCCGCGCUGACGUACGGCCUGCUGUCCGAAGUGCUCUCGCCCGUGGAGAGAGCGGAGGCGGAGAAGAAGAAGAACGUGGCAGGAGAGGAGGUGAAAGGUCAAGAGGUGAAAGCGCAGGAGGCCACGGUGGUGCGCUUGAUGUGCCACGACCUCGAUGAGCUAAGAAGGCACACGGAGGGAAGCAUCCACUGUGGGAGAGUCUGGAUCCCGCCGGCCGCGGCCGCCGGGCUGCACGUCGUCCCGCAUUCGACGGUCAGAAUCGAGCCGGUGAGAUCGGCCGUCAAAGUGGCGUCUUCCGUUCGACUGCGGCCUCGAAAAGCGCCGGCCGAGGCGGCGGAUGCUGAGGAGGACGCGAUCCCGACCGCCUUCCUGGACUGGAUGCACGCUCGGACUCACCGACCUUUGGCCUGCUUGACGCCACGAGCCGGCCGCGUCCUCCUCCGCGCUCGCGGCGGUGAUUCAUUUCUGCGUGUCUUUAAAAGCCGUCUGCUUUUUUUUCUUUUCGUACGCAGGCUUAUUUCAGUCGCGAGGCACCUGAACACGCGAUCGUUGGCCGCAAGUUUUGAAUGGGGGGCAAAAGUGGCGCCAUCUGGUGGACGCAGUACACGGUCUCCUGGCCUUUUUCUUUUCAGACACGUUAGAAUUUGCCAUCACGGUGCUGCGACCAGAACCGGAAGGAGAGCGGGACCCGCCGGAUCAGCUGUUUCUGCUGUCACCUUCCGUCUUGCAGAAGAAACGCAUCCAGUCCGAGAACCAGCGUCCGCGCCACCCGCUGAAGUCGAACCGCCGGAGCGAGAUCUUCCCUCUCUAGCUUCCUUGGGUGGCGUGGACGAGCUGAGCAGGCGGAGCUUUGAAUUCAUCUCGCACUGCCUGCUGGCGACUCCUUUGGCCAGAGAGCUGCUGGGCGUCGUCGGGCGAGGACUCAAAGGCGGAGCGCUGCUCGUCACCGGUGCAAGAGGCAGCGGAAAGAGCGCCCUGUCUCGCGCCCUCUGCAGGAAAGCAGCGGACGACCUGGACGCGCACGUCGAAGUGCUGGAGUGUAAAAAGUUACAAGGCAAAAGGGCGCAGACGAUUCGCCAGACGCUGCGCGACGUUUUCACGCGGGCGGAAUGGAGGCAGCCCUCCGUGGUCCUGCUCGACGACUUGGAUCACGUGACCCGGGCGCCCGCCUCGCCCGAGCACGAGCACGGACCCGAGGCGCUGCUGCACCUGCACGUCGCACAGAGUUUGAUGGACCUGGCGGACGAGAUGGUGGAACGCGACAAUCUCGUGUGUUUGAUGGCGACCAGCGAGAAUGAGCGCUCCUUGCACGGCACGCUCACGCAAGUGCAAGGAACGCACUUCUUCCAGGCCUUCGCACGCAUACAAGCGCCCGACCGGGCGCAGAGAGAGGACAUCCUUUGCCGCGCGAUCCGUGCCAGGUGCGACUCUAGCGACGCCGACCCGGCCGCCGUCGCCAAGGAGACGGAGGGCUACCUGCCGCAAGAUCUGCUGCUGCUGCUGGAGCGGGCGCUCCACGCCAACGUCGCACGCCGGCAACAGAACGACUGCCACGACAGACGUUUGUCUCAGCGGGACUUCGCCGAGGCCCGCGAGGGCUUCACGCCGCCGUCCCUGUGGGGGGCCGACCUCCGCGGUCCCGGCGGAGGCGGGCUGGAGUCGGUGGGGGGGCUGACGGAGGUGCGGCAGCAGUUGAUGGACACCGUCUUGCUCCCCGCCAAGUAUCCCGUCCUGUUCUCCAAGCUGCCCAUCCGCCAUCGCUCGGGAGUUCUGCUCUACGGAGCUCCGGGCACCGGAAAGACGCUGCUGGCGCGAGCCGUCGCCAAGGAGAGCGCCAUGAACUUCAUCGGCAUCAAAGGUCCGGAGCUUCUGAGCAAAUACAUCGGAGCGAGCGAGCGGGCGGUGCGAGAUGUCUUCCAGAGGGCGCAGGCGGCAAAGCCUUGCGUGGUCUUCUUUGACGAGUUCGACUCCUUGGCGCCCAGGCGGGGUCACGACAGCACGGGCGUGACGGACCGCGUCGUCAACCAGCUGCUGACUCAGCUGGACGGCGCCGAGGGACUGCAAGGCGUUUACGUGCUGGCCGCCACCAGUCGCCCAGACCUGAUCGACCCGGCCCUGCUGCGUCCGGGCCGUCUGGACAAGUCCCUCUACUGUCCCCCGCCCGGGAAGGAGGAUCGCGCGGCCAUCCUGAAGGUUCUGAGCGCCGGCGUCACCUUGGCCGCCGACGUGGACCUGGACGAGCUGGCGGCGCGGACCGAAGGCUUCACCGGCGCCGACCUGAAAGCGGUGCUCUACAACGCCCAGCUGGAGGCGCUCGACGGCAACGUGCCGCGUGAGACGACGUGCGACAUGAGCCUGUCGUCCAUGGUGUUCCCGAACAACAGCGGCGGUUCCGAUGAGCCGGUGGACAACGGCGGCGACGAAGGCCCGCAGACCACCGGGCUUCAAGUGACGGGCAAACAACAAAAUGGUGAUGACGUUUGGCGACUUUACUUCGGAAGCUCCUUUGAGUCCGAGUGUGCUGCAGGGAGUGGUGUCUCUGGACAGGACUUGGACGUUGGGACCCCUGAGUCCAGUUCUUCGCCGCCCCCCCUCUCCGUGCCCUCCCUCCAGAGCGGUUUCCGGGAGCUCGGCGGCGAGCGGCUCCAGCGCCUCCAGCGGGACGUCGCGUGCAUCAAACUCAACCACCGCAGAGCCAAUGGGGAGCGCGCGCGUGUCCAGGCCACCUCCAGCCAGCCGGGCUUCCCGCUCCGUCGCUGCCACGUGCUCGCCGCUCUGGGCGCCACCAGGCCGUCGCUGGGCAAGGACGACUGGGGCAGAUACGCCACGCUGUACGAGGCUUUUUCAGGAGGCCGAACCGCCACGCCGACGUUCCGACCAGGACAACGCGUGACAUUAGCGUGAUGGCGCACUCCAGCAGAUCAUUUAUGGGGAAUUGAUGUAAUUGCUCUACAUUGUGUAUAAAACAUCAGGAAUGUAAAGAUUUUUUUUUUUUUUGUAACUAGAGGAUACAAAUUUCCAUGUAGCCCUGUAAUUAAUGUAUAGUUUAUAUUUUUAGUUUGAUCUAACAGAUUUUCCAAAAUUAAAGCCAUAGUUUUUCUAAAUUGUAUUUUUUCCCCAAAAAUUAAGACAUAAUUAAACAAUCCCCACCCAAACUUAGCACCUUAAUGUUUUUAAGGUGUCAUGUUUUACAUUUUUAUGUAGAAUUAAAAAGGCCUUUUUUUAAUUGGAAAAAAUCAUUCACCAAAAGAUUUGAUUAAAAUUCUAAAAAAAAAAAAAAAUUAUCCUAUUUUGGCAGUUUCUAUUUAUGUGCAGUAAUAUGCAAAUUUGACAUAAAAAUGAAAGAAAAUACACAUUACAUCUUUCAAUCUUUAAUGUAAACAGCAGUUUUGUGGGGCUUUUAAAAAUCCUAAAGACAAAAUGUGACAAGUUUAAAUAGGAGGGAAAGGCAGGCAUGUGUGUGUCGGGGUGUAAAUGUAUUUGAUAUAUAUAAACCAUACUAAAUCACAACAAUGAUCUGUUUUUAAAUUAAAAAAAAUACAUUAACCUUCAAAUUUUUGUCAACACAAGAGCUUCGCUUUUCACCCCAAAACUUUAGCAACAGCUUCACAAAGAAAUAAACACGAAAUAAAUGAAGUCAAUAUUGCUCAGGAAUGUGGUAUACAGCAGUCAUUCAGGGAAUUUGUGACAACAAAAAAAGUUGUAACAGUCUUGAGUGGACAAGAAGUGAGAAUCUUUUUUAAACAUACUUCUCGUUUACAACAUUUAGCUGCCACGAAUACGGUGAAAUUCGUGUUAUGUGACAGGAAAUAAACAAGUGGACUACAACUAACAUGGCCAACCCUCUCUGCCACAGAAGCCCUGAGGACAAAUCAUAUUUAAAAAAAAAAAAAGGAAUUUCUCGAUUUUAAGGGAACACUUCCUGGUUUCUGCAGGUCUCCAUGGCAACGAGGAAGCCAGGGGAAAAAAAAAAACACCUCAAUCACAGUUCUUGAAAUUGUCCAGUGAGUACAGCAGGGCUAAGCUAGUCUAGUUACAGUCGUAAACAAAGUCGUAGUUGCUGGGUUCUUUGGGAAUGGGGGGCGGCGCUUCGGGGAUCUGGAUGUUCUCCAGGUCCAGCAGGCGUAGCUUCAUCUCCAUGGAGAGCAGCGUGUCCAUGUCAGAUUUGGUGUAGUCGCUAGUCAUCUCCUUGCCCAGGAGUGCGUUCAGACCGUCGGUCCACACGCAGUACUGAACACGGGACCAGGAAAAAAAAAUAAAAAAUCAACUUUAGCGACGACAAACUUGACACAGCUCGCCUUAAAAAUUGCCAAUUAGAAACUGCAAAAAAUUGAAAUACACGCUUAAAUUAAAAACUAUACAGGUAAACGCUGGCAGUAGCUUCCAGUUGCAGUUAUUAGUAGCUGACGCUAGGUGCCAGUCAUCGGUGUUAGCUGCCCUCAGCUUAUUCUAACUUCCAUUAGUUGUUGCUAGUAGUGACUGUUAGCUGACUUUUGCAUCUUCUUUCUUGUGCUCUGUAAACUGAUAACAGAAAGAAAGCAGCUUCUCGUUAUUUUCUAGUCGCAACUAGCAGGAGUUUCUUGUUAGUUGCUAACAGCAUGUUAAAAACGAGCGCACGACCGAUCCAACUAAAACUGCGUUAGCACAAUAGCUAACACUUCGGUCAUCUCACCUCGUGCUUGUCCGGGGCAAUAAAGUUUAAAUACUCAUCUGACUCAUAUAGGAUUGAGAAGGCCAGCUCCAGCACCUCCUGCAGGAAGACAGAAUGAUGACAUGCUCAUCAGCAAGAUGUUUACGAUAAUGCUGGUUAUUACCCCUCAAUAUUAGCGUGUUUCGUUCGCAUUAGUGCACCUUGUUCUGCUUGAGAGCGCCCUUCUCCUUCAUGUGAGGACAGUCUUUUCCCGUGAUGACCGCCUUGAUGUCCGCCACGGGCACUGUGGACAAACACGAGCUGCUGUUAAAUGUUGACAAAUUGUCUACUA